Molecule: messenger RNA, 1057 nt
Organism: Zophobas morio
Lineage: Eukaryota; Metazoa; Arthropoda; Insecta; Coleoptera; Tenebrionidae
Product: cyclin-dependent kinase 7-like
Exons: 10
Coding region: 325-654 (109 amino acids)
Biological process (GO): protein phosphorylation
Cellular component (GO): nucleus
Molecular function (GO): protein serine/threonine kinase activity; ATP binding
Source: RefSeq, a predicted model, not a curated record
GGAGAAUUUGGCAUUAUAUAUAAAGCAGUAAAUGUUUUAAACAAUAAAAUAUAUGCCCUAAAAAAGCUUAAAAAAAAGAAUAAAAAAUCUCUGGCGGGUGUUGAAAUUCAUGUCUUGAGAGAAAUAAAGUAUACUUCUGAAUUUCAACAUCCUAAUCUUAUACAACGAUCGGACUGCUUCUUGCACCAUAAAACUGUUUGCCUCGUUUUUGAGUUCUUUGACACAGACUUGGGAAAAAUACUUCAAACUGUUGGAGGCCUAUGCCAGUUUUCUGCUGAGUUAAUUUUUUACCUCACUAAAAGCAUAUUGUUGGGCUUAGAGUAUAUGCACACCCGAGGGGUUAUUCAUCGGGACAUCAAGCCCAAUAACAUACUUCUCAACGAAAUAGGAGAGGUUAAGAUCUGUGAUUUUGGCAUGUCAAGAAUCUGUGACGAAAAUGCUGGCGACAUGACGUGCCAAGUGGUCUCACGUUGUUAUAGAUCUCCCGAGCUUUUGUGUGGAAUAAAGCAUUAUGGCUGCGAAAUAGAUAUAUGGGCUUUUGGCUGCCUUUUCGCAGAGAUUUUACUAGGAAAGCCCUUAUUCAAAGGGGAUUCUGACAUAAACCAACUUUCAGAAAUUUUUAGUAUCACCGGCCCCCCAUCUGAAGAUCAGUGACCGGACUUGAGUGGUUUGCUUGACUUAAAAGUUGUACGUGAAGUUUCUUUAACCAGACUUUCCGAUGUUUUUCGUCAAUGUGUCAAGGAUUAUAAAAUGUUGAUGGUGAUGGAGGGUUGCUUUGACCUUAACCCUCAGAGACGCCCUACCUCUUCCAGGCUCCUGCAGUAUUGCUAUUUUAAAGGCUUUUCAGAAACCUUAAAAGCUUCAAGGAGCGCUGUACUUUCACCUAUUGAGCAGCAAAUUCUUAACUACAAAAAUUGGGAGCAGCAGAAACUUGCUUAUCGUUUAGAACUUUCGGAUCUUGUACGCCGUGCUCUUUCUACUCAACCCGAAAAAGUUGUUAACGCGAUUGAGUUGGGGAGAGGCGGAGUCUCAAAGCGUCUACGCUUUGAUUAAUAGU